GCCAGUAGAGCCUCAACUUCCAGCGUGGACACAGAGAAGGGAGACAGAAGUCCAUUCUCGUGAGGUCCACCCACAAGUCACCAUGUAUGAGGACUGUGUCAAGUCCACUGAGGACUAUUAUUUUGUCUGUGAAAACGAGGGCGCGUGGGGCAUUGUGCUUGAGGCCUUGGCAAUAAUCGGCAUAGUGGUCACAAUUAUACUACUCUUGGCGUUUCUCUUCCUCCUGCGAAGGGUUCAAGACUGCUGCCUGUGGAAUACCCUCCCCACUCAGAUCCUUUUCCUCCUGGGUGUGCUGGGACUCUUCAGCCUUGCCUUUGCCUUCAUCGCUCAGUUCAAUCAGCAAACUGCCCCUGUGCGCUACUUUCUCUUUGGGGUUCUCUUUGCUAUCUGUUUCUCAUGCCUCUUGGCUCAUGCCUCCAACCUUGUGAAGCUGGUCCGAGGUAGAGUCUCCCUUUGUUGGACAACGAUUCUGUGCAUUGCUAUUGGUGUCAGCUUGUUGCAGGUGAUCAUUGCCAUUGAGUACGUGACUCUCAUGAUGACCAGGGGCAUGAUGUUUAUGCAUAUGACCCCUUGUGAGCUCAACAUGGACUUUGUGGUCCUCCUGGUCUAUGUCCUCUUCCUGAUGGCCCUCACCUUCUUCGUCUCCAAAGCCACUUUCUGUGGCCCAUGUGAGAACUGGAAGCAACAUGGAAGGCUCAUCUUUGUCACUGUGCUCAUCUCCAUCAUUAUCUGGGUGGUGUGGAUCUCCAUGCUCCUGAGAGGCAACCCACAGCUCCAGCGGCAGCCCCAGUGGGAUGACCCCGUCAUCUGUAUUGCCCUGGUCACCAAUGCAUGGGUUUUCCUGCUGCUGUACAUCAUACCGGAGCUCUGCAUUCUCUACAGAUCGACCAAGCAGAACUGCCCUUUACCGGGCAACACCUGCCCUGCCCCAGCCUAUCAAUGCAGCUUCAGAGUGGAGAACCAGGAACUCUCAAGAGCCCGAGACAGUGAUGGAGCUGAGGAGGAUGUAGCAUUAACUUCAUAUGGUACCCUCAUUCAGCCGCAGACUGCUGAUCCCACACAGGAGUGCUUCAUCCCACCAACAAAACCAAGCCCCCAGCAAGAUGCAGAAAUAUAAAGUCCACAGGAAACAUGCAUAGUGGAAACUCAGAAGACCAUCCUAAUGUAGCCCUGAUGGGUCACUGGGGAGCCCAGAGUCAUGUUCCAGCCAAGUACCGGCUCAUCCUUCCUUCCCCGCUUCCCAGCACUUUCCAUCCAUCCGGACCCUUCAUCAGAAGACUACUGUCUCAAGCAUAAUUACAAUCUUGCU
Messenger RNA from Mustela erminea (ermine), 1309 nucleotides. RefSeq names its product G protein-coupled receptor class C group 5 member D (gene GPRC5D). Gene Ontology annotation, biological process: G protein-coupled receptor signaling pathway. The record is from RefSeq and is a predicted model, not a curated record. Gene Ontology annotation, cellular component: plasma membrane; signaling receptor complex; intracellular membrane-bounded organelle. Bases 83 to 1117 code for a protein of 344 amino acids. The transcript is spliced from 4 exons. Lineage: Eukaryota; Metazoa; Chordata; Mammalia; Carnivora; Mustelidae. Gene Ontology annotation, molecular function: G protein-coupled receptor activity; protein kinase activator activity.